Messenger RNA from Fundulus heteroclitus (mummichog), 3106 nucleotides. It is a transcript of the gene serac1, whose product is annotated as serine active site containing 1. Bases 160 to 2139 code for a protein of 659 amino acids. Gene Ontology annotation, molecular function: protein binding. NCBI's taxonomy places the organism in Eukaryota, Metazoa, Chordata, Actinopteri, Cyprinodontiformes, Fundulidae. The transcript is spliced from 17 exons. The record is from RefSeq and is a predicted model, not a curated record.
ACUGGUCUCUAGUCAGGUUGGUCCCUUUGACCUCAUCACGGUCAAUGACGUAUUAUUUAUGAGACGACGUUUCUGAUAAACACCAGCUGAAGCCGCAGAAGACAUCCUCUUGUUUCUUAUAAAAGUUGCCCUUUAUUACUUCAGACAGAGAGGUGGAGGAUGUCUGUAGCGGCUCUCCGUCUGAUCCACUGCAGAAGGUUGAGCACAGCUGGACCGCCUGGUGUGAAUAAAGUGCUCCAGUGGAAACAUUUAAGAAAAAUAGCUAAAGUAACUGGAACGGUUGUCUUUGGGGGUUGUCUCUUUAUUACUUAUGAGGUAGUUGCCUUAGAUAAGGCUGUGACCAUCGACACCAGCGCAAUCCUUCAGGAGAAAUAUAAGUCUUACAUUUAUCUCAGAGCCAGUCCCUCUGCUGAAAAGGAGAAUCUAACUGCAGAACUCACACAAAAAGCAAGGAGGGAACUUCACAGAGCAGCCAAAAGGUUUCUGGAAAUUUCCUCCAAGCUUUUCCUGCAGUCACUAGAUGACCACUUUAGUCAUGCGGAUGCAGACCCACACGAGGUUGCAUUAUGGGUGCUGCUUAAGAGGACACAGUCGUCUAACAAAGCUGUCAGACUUCAGGCUGUCCAGGAGCUUGCAGAAAAUCCCCACUGGCAAGACUACCAGUACCAGACAGCAGCUCAGGUGAUCGACCAGCGGACAGCAGUGGGCCUCGCCCGGACCCCUCAGGUAGACCUGCGAUUCUUCCGACAUCCGCCAGCCCUGCCUGACUUAGAAGACGGUUUGUCAGCGGAGGAUUGUCUACGGCAGCUCUUGGCCUCUCUGCCUCUGUCUGAGGUCGACAGAUGUGUGCAGUACUUCACCUCUCUGGCGCUCAGGGAGAGCAAUCAGUCUAUGGCAGCACAAAGGGGCGGUCUGUGGUGUUUCGGCGGUAACGGGCUUCCUUAUGCCCAGAGCCUCACCUCAGUUCCCUCAGAAAAAGUGGAGUCCUUCUGUCUGCAAGCACUGGUACAGCACUCAAAGGUACAGAGCCACUGUGACCACAUAGUUGCAAAUGGAGGUCUGCAGAUUCUCCAGAGACUUUAUCAGCUCAGAAGGGAAUCCCUGAAGAUCCAGAGGAACAUUGUUCGUAUAAUAGGAAACCUGGCGCUAAACGAAGGCACUCACCAGGCUAUAGUCCAGUCCGGUUGGGUAUCUGUCCUGGCCGAGACGUUGCAGUCUUCCUCGGGGAUUCAGGCGUCUCAUGCGGCUCGAGCGCUUGCCAACCUGGACAGGGAAACGGUGAAGGAGAAAUACCAAGAUGGCAUCUACAUCCUCCACCCACAAACACGUGGCAACCAACCAAUCAAAGCAGAUGUGCUGUUCGUCCACGGGAUUCUAGGAGCAGCUUUUAAAACAUGGAGGCAGAAGGACCGCAACACAUUAGAAGAAGAAAGGGAAGCUGAAAGUCAGGAUGACUACACAGAGUGCUGGCCAAAGUCAUGGCUGGCGGCUGACUGUCCAAACCUGAGGGUACUGUCAGUGGAGUAUGACAGCCACCUUAGUGACUGGAUGGCUAAGUGUCCUGCCGAGAAUCAAAGGAAGUCGAUGGCAUACAGAAGUCGAGAGCUGUUAAAUAAAUUAAAGCUUGCAGGAGUUGGGGAGAGACCUGUGGUCUGGGUGGCUCACAGUAUGGGAGGAUUGCUUGUGAAGAAAAUGCUGCUGGAUGCAGCCGAUGACCCAGAUCUGCAGGGAUUGUUAAAGAACACUAAGGGAAUCAUGUUCUAUAGUGUUCCUCAUCACGGCACCUUCAUGGCAGAGUACUCUGUCAAUGUCAGAUAUCUCCUCUUUCCCUCCAUAGAAGUCAGGGAACUCUGUAAAGACUCUCCAGCUCUCCGCUGUCUAAAUGAGGGCUUCCUCAAUAUUGCCAAAGAAAAUGAAAUCAAGGUGCUGAGCUUUGCAGAGACCCGGCCUACCAACAUCGGCCCCAUGAUCAAGAUUCUGGUGGUACCGACUCAGUCGGCGGACCUCGGCCUCGGGGAGCUUAUUGAGGUGGAUGUUGAUCACCUCAACAUCUGCAAGCCAGAGAAGAAGGACUCGUUCCUGUACAGACGCAGCCUGCAGUUCAUCCAAGACGCACUGCAGCGUUUCAUCAGCCAGUGACUCAAGCACAUAAGCACAAAAGCAAUGAUGCGACCUACUGAAACUGACCCUCACCCUUAAAUCCAACUUAAAACGACACCGUUCCUCCUUAUUGCACAUGAACAGACACAACCCAUGAUCACUAAAGUCAAAAGUGAGCUGUCAUAACCACAUGGGACAAAUGUAACUUGUUUUACCCAUUGAUGUCUGUGAAAAAGUCUGAACUGUGAUAAAGAAACUGAGAUUAAUAUUUAUUUAGGGGUUUUCCUGAAAUCAGACCAAUUUUUGAUGGUUUUCAUUCUCACCGGGCACCAUUACCAUGUUUACAAGAAAGCUCAACCUUGCACAUAGAAUACAGCAAAUACUUUUUAGUUCUUAUAAUACUCCUCAGUAGUUUGGACAAGAAUAUAGGUUUGAAGUAGUAUUUUUAUAUUUAUAAAUUGUACAGAUUUUGUGCCAACAUAGGUUCCCUUUCUUAGCCUGACCUCAGAGGGUUCUUAAUUAAUAUCAGAUCAGCUCACUUGAUUUAUGUUUGUGAGACUAAUCAAGCUGUUGAAAUGUUUACAUUUGCUUCUGUGGCUAAAAAAACAACUACUACAUAUUGAUGACAAUAAAUCCAACAAAUGAGUGAAGCUGGAGGAUUUGUUUGCCUCUGUUGUUGUUGUCACCUCUUAUCCUAUGUUUUCUGCUACAGUUCAGUAAAAUUGGUUUAUUUUUUCAGUAUCAAUUUAAACGUUUGGCAAGUAUGUGAUUAAUGUUGCAUUUUUUUUUCAAGUUACUUUGGCCAGUACUAACAUCUAUUUAAUCACUUAUUUUACAGUUCAUUACAAAUACCUUCAUUUUUGCAUGUUUACUGUUUGUUUAUUUUUCAGUUUACUAUAAUUUUAGGGUUUGUGUAAAUUUUCUAUACUUUGUCUGAAGCAUUUCCUCUAUAAUCAACACAAUUACAUUUGAUCAGUUUACCAUCCUCUAAAUCUAAUUGAUUUAU